AAAUUGCUGCUUCGAUGAUUGCGCUGACAGGACGCAAGGAGCUUGGAGUAUUUUCGUGUUCAGAGGAUAAAUAAAAUUCGCAAGCAGCGGUUGAGUGUAAUUGAUUCAUUUGUGAAUAAGGAAAAUAGUUUCUGUGUGUAGUGAAUAAUCAAGGGACAUAUUUUCUGUGCUCCGAAAACAACAAUUUGUUGCGUUGAAAGUGUGACCGUCCUUGUUAACAGCCUCAAUGAAAUCCAAUGCCCAAUAGGCUGUAGUGAAGGAAACAGCCGUCGCCGUCUUUUUUCUUAUUAUUUCCAAUUCCACUGACGCCAGGCAAAAGCAGAAGAGCACGCCCAUGAAACACUACCAAAGCGCUGCAGAAAUAUUUACGCAGAACAAGAAAAAAAAAACGAAAGUAUUCAAUGAGAUCUGUGGCGAUAAAUGUGGGCAUUCAACAUACAUACUUUCAAAUUAUUAUUAAUUAAAAGAAAUUUGCAAAUAUACGAUGUGCGAACGCGAGCAAAUAUUGUUAUUACUAUAGAGAAAAGGCAAUAAUUGUUUAUGUGAUGAUUUGUUGAAAGCGUAUAGAAGACCGUGCAAUUCCAUAGCGUACGUAUGUAUAGCCGCGUGUAUUUUUUGUGCGUCCGCAGAUACAAGUUCGUGUGUGUGUUUUAUGUUUGUGUUUAAUAACUGCAUAUGUGCUCAUAUGGCUUGGCUGUCAAUGGUGGCGCGCUUAUAUGGCAAAAAAGAAUUGUGACACUAAUACGAUUUUCUGUAAAAGAAUUUAUGUAAAUUGUUUCCAUAAAUUGUAUAGAACUUACAUCUUUUUAUUGUUCAUAGUUAUAUUGUCCUACAUCAUAGUUCAAUAUAAAAUCCCGCGCGCAUCCGUACACAUAGACCUAGCAUAUUUUUAACCUCAGCAAUAUAAUUUUGGAAUAAAGUGUACGCAUUUAUCAGCUAAUCAGCGCAAGAGCAGCUUGCUCAAGGAGCAUUUAGCAACAAAUAUUCACUUAAAUCUGUAGUCCACACAACAUUCAUACCAUGGCCAUGGCGGCAAAUAGUAGCAGUGGUAGUGGUGGCGUCUUGGGUGCCGCCGGCGGUGGUAUUGCUGGUGGAAACAGUGAUUUGUGGCGUGAGUGUGUUGCCUGGCUGACACGCUGCAAAAUAAUACCACCCGAUCAUAAAGCGAAUUGGCCAGAUUCCGAAAUACGGGUACUUGCCUUGACGCUACGCGAUGGAGUUUUGCUUUGUAAUCUGGUCAUUUAUUUGGAUGCCAAUAGUAUGGAUCCACGGGACUUUAAUCGCAAGCCGCAAAUGGCACAGUUUUUAUGCUGUAAAAAUAUAAAACUUUUUCUGGAUGUUUGCCGCAACCAUUUCGGACUUCGGGAUUCAGAUCUCUUCGAGCCUACAAUGUUGUACGAUUUGACGAAUUUUCAUCGUGUGCUGAUAACACUCUCGAAAUUAUCGCAAUGCCGCAAAGUACAACAACUACAUCCGGAUUUAAUUGGCUUCAAUAUUCAACUCUCUCCCAGCGAACGCUCCCACUCCGAUGAGGCCAUUUACAAGGAUCUACAUUCGACCACCACCGACAAUAAUGCAUGCCACAAUGAUCAUAUCAAUACCAAAGAGGAGGAAGUCUAUCAAGACUUGUGUGCCUUACAAAGGAACAGUAGAAGUCAGAUCUCUUCGGCGACCAGUUUUGAGCAACGCGACUAUGUCAUACGUGAACUGAUCGAUACCGAAUCGAAUUAUUUGGAUGUGCUUAAUGCGUUAAAGACGAAAUUUAUGGCGCCACUUGAACGUUACCUGAAUCCAGAGGAAAUCAAACAAAUAUUUCCGCGCAUACGCGAACUUGCUGAUAUACACACAAGGUUCCUCGAAAAACUACGUGAAUCUCUUUUGCCAAAUACCAAACUGAAAAUGAGUCAGGUGUUUUUGGAAUUUCGCGAACCAUUCCUGCUCUAUGGAGAUUACUGUUCGUGUCUGUUGGGUGCCAUAGAUGUGCUUGCUGAUGUAUGCAAGAAGAACCAGAUUAUCGAACAGCUUGUACAGCAAUGCGAACGAGAAUAUAAUGUGGGCAAAUUGCAACUGCGUGAUAUUUUAUCCGUACCUAUGCAGCGAAUUCUAAAAUACCAUUUACUGUUAGAUAAGCUAGUCAAAGAAACCUCACCGGUGCACGAGGAUUAUCGGGCGCUGGAGCGUGCCAAAGAAGCAAUGAUCGAUGUGUCACAAUAUAUUAACGAAGUAAAACGUGAUUCGGACCACUUAGUAAUUAUACAGAAAGUUAAAGACAGCAUAAUCGACCUGCAUCUGCUACCAAAUGGCAGUAAUGAUCUGCUACAAUAUGGUCGCCUGCUACUGGAUGGUGAAUUACACAUAAAAGCGCAUGAAGAUCAGAAGACGAAGUUACGUUACGCAUUCGUUUUCGAUAAAAUAUUGAUUUUAGUGAAGCCGCUACAUACUAAAAUGGGCGAUAUGCAGUAUACAUACCGUGACUCGCACUACCUCUCCGAUUAUCGGGUGGAACAAAGUCAUACGCGGCGUACCUUAGGGCGGGAUACACGCUUCAAGUGCCAAUUGCUGUUGGCGCGUAAGUCUGCCAAAACCGCUUUCACACUUUAUUUGAAAUCGGAACCCGAGCGGGAUAAGUGGCGCAAAGCGCUCACUGAAGCAAUGGAAAACUUAGACCCACCUGGUUGUCGCAAUACUGAUCAUAAAAUGGAAAUUUAUACAUUUGAUGCACCUACAACAUGUAGGCAUUGUUCGAAAUUUUUAAAAGGGCGCAUACAUCAGGGUUACCGCUGCAAGGUUUGCGAAAUUGCCGUGCACAAAGGUUGCAUAUCGUCGACGGGUCGCUGCAAACAAAAUCCGCUUAGUAUUCCGCCACCAGUCUGCGAUCGGCAACUUUCAGAGUUUAAUUGGUUUGUGGGCACAAUGGAUCGUGAUACGGCUGCUUCCCGUCUUGAAAAUCGUCGUGUAGGUACUUAUUUGCUGCGCGUGCGCCCUCAAGGUGCAUCCAAUCCACACGAGACUAUGUAUGCGCUGAGUUUGAAAACCGAUGAUCAUGUUAUUAAACAUAUGAAAAUUAAUCAAGAGCCCGAUGGCGAUACAGUACUCUACUGCCUUUCAUCGAGACGUCAUUUUAAAACUAUUGUCGAACUAGUUUCGUACUAUGAACGCAACGAUUUGGGCGAAAAUUUUGCAGGUCUUAAUCAAUCGCUGCAGUGGCCCUUCCGCGAAGUAAUAGCUACUGCCAUUUAUGAUUUUGAGCCCAAAGGCAGCAAUCAAUUGCAGCUUAAGACUGGCUGUCAAGUGCUGGUCAUUGGUAAAGAUGGUGAUAGUAAAGGUUGGUGGCGUGGAAAAAUUGGUGAUACGGGUCAAAAUGGCUUCGAAGAACUGCGACGUUACGUGAAACAAGGUGGCGACUUCGGAAAGGAACUUAUAAUAAUAUUACAAGAAAGAGUUGAGUCUGAAACAUUAUACUCGAAAUCUCUCUCCAAAAUGGCCAACAAAUUGAACAAAGCCUGUCGAGAACUGCCCGGCAGCAUAGCCGAUGCUUGGCGUGGUGUGGCUACCGAAAUGGAGAAUCGCAGCGACAUCCAUCGCCAAUUGUCGGCAUCACUCACAGACGAGAUAGUCAAACCACUCAAAAAUAUAAUCGAUGCACAUCACAAAACUCGAAAGUCGGUUGAGAGCAACGUCGAUAAGGCGGCUCGUACGCUGGCCGAGUGGCGUGUCAGCGAGGCUAAAGCCAAAAAGUCUUCACACACAGCAGCUCGUGAGAAUGAGAAGCUGCAAGAUGCGUUGUUGGAUGUACGAAUACAGAAAUCCCCAUCGAUUGCAUUGUUACACCAGGGACCUAACAAACUUGCUGCCGAAAAAGAGAUCAGAUCGGCCGAAAAGGAUUGUGCCAAAUUGGACAGCAAACGUAAGAAAGCCGAGGAGGCUGUAAAGCGUGCCGACGUCGAAUACUAUACGCUCUGCAUACGCGCUGAGCGCGCUCGUGUCGAUUGGGAAAUGGCCGUGCUGCGUGGCUCUUCACUGCUACAGAAUAUCGAAAAUCAGCGCUUGGUCAAUAUGAAAAAUUUCAUUGCAAACUAUUCGCAGCUAACAUCGAAUAUGAAUCCGAUAUUGGAUGGUUUGAUGCAACGCUUGCAGCCACAAGUGGAAGCUUGUAAUGUAUUGAAGGAUAUGCAAGUGGUUAAGAAUAUACGCCGCAAUUCAGAGGGUCCCAGCGAACAGUUAUUGCCUGAUUUCUAUUGCGAACACACCACAUUGGCGAUGAAUCGGGAGAGACGUAAGCAUGCGCUUAUCAAGCUUCUGCAGUUGGUCAAGGCAGAUUUGGAACGCGAACGACGAUCAAGAAAUGGACUAAAAGGACUAUCGCAGUCGCUGAACAAUCAGGAGAAUCAGAAUAUCACCGACAAGUUGUAUCAUAUACGAUCGAUGCUGACUUAUUUGGAAGGCGCACGCUUCAAAUUACACUCGGCGCUUUUAGAAUUAGAUCACAAACCCAGGUCGUCGCAUCCACUAGCGCAGCAUAUACAGGUCACACGCGAUCGCACUGGCCUCCAACAAAGCGUACUAAAAGUACCACUUUGGCUGAAGAAUAACGAUCGCAUGAGUCAGGAUGAUGGCAGCGCAUCUGUGCACGAGAACGAAUACGAAUGUGUAACACAAUCGAACAAUUCUUCGAACGCCAGCUGUACAGACCUCAGCAAGGACCUGCUCAUACGCAAAUUCAAUCGCAGCAAGAGUAAUAUCGAAACGCUCAGCAACAAGACACAACUCUGCAUCGCUACCAUUGAUAAAACAAAGACCAUACCAGCGACUAUCGACGAUCCUUACAGCGAUCGCGGACAAGCCGAUGGUGGUUCAAAUCAACAAGAUUCAGAUUUCGAUGAAUUCAGCUCACAGGACGAUGAUGAUGAGCAAACGACGACAACCAGCUCCUCGGGACGUAAGGAGCAUAAGGCGAUUAUAGAGAAGAGUACGAUGUUGGCUAAUGGCACCGCAACAGUUAUGUCGACGGGAGCGGCGACCAAGACACCAACAACGACGCCCACAAUCUACCAGAAUGCAGCAGAGGCACACAAUGGACAAACACAUAAUGGCAAUGGCAAUGGCAAUGGUACGCCGAUUAUACUAAGUAGAUGCAAGGCGCUAUACAGCUACACACCAAAAUUGUAUGACGAACUGGAAUUGACGCCAGGCGACAUUAUUGAAGUGCAUGCCAAGCAAGAGGAUGGCUGGUGGCUUGGCGCCUUAGGCAAUCAUGUGGGCAUCUUUCCAGCGACCUAUGUCGAAGAAUUCGCAUGAAGGAUAUAGAAUUAGUUUUAAUUAGGUGUAAAGUAAUUAGAGGCGAAAAUCUAGUGGUCAAUGGUGUGAAAGAGAGGUAGUUAUAUGUAUGUAUAACUGUGCAUGAAGCGAGUCGACUGUCCAGUUGGCCGAAAGUAGCAGCGUGCAAUGGUCGAAAGCCGUGUUUAAUCUAUUUCUAUAGUUGUAACUUGUCUUCCCUACGACUGCCAAAAUGGGUUGCGUUCAACAUGACCACCCUUAAGUACAGAACAAUAAAACGUGGCCUGCCUGACUGCCUACUUGUCACUCUCAAAUUAAGCCUAUGCACAUUCUAUUAUGAGGCCUUGAACAUUUUUUGAUAAUCAAUUUUCGGAAGCAAAAUAAUAUAUGAAAAUAGUAUGUAUUUAGGUUAGCCAUGUCUACCCUGUGAACAAAAGAAUCUGAUUCGUCAUCAAUAUAUAGAACGCAUGAAAUAUUUUUGAUUCGUUUUCGUUGAAAUGUUUAUUUUAAAUGGUAGUUGUAAGGAAUUAGAAGUUGUUCUAUUGCAUUACUUAUGUAUUUCUAUAUACUUAUACAUAUGUAUGUAUUUAUGAAGCGCAUAAUUACGUAACUAAGUCCAACUUCAAUAAGAUACAUACGUAUGUAUUUAUGUGGAUUCAUGCAUCCGCUUUGGAAAAACAAAAAAAAAAAAACAAAUAGAAGCAACAUACAAGAGUUUGAGGGCGAAAAAAUGCUUGAAAUCAAUUGGUAUUUAACUCAUGUUUUAAUGUAGUAAAGAUUACGUAAUUUAAUGUCUACUUAUAUAUUUACAUACAAUUAUUAAUAAAAUGUAUUCUUUGAAACAUAUGAAAAGU
This is a messenger RNA of Rhagoletis pomonella (apple maggot), 6131 nucleotides long. RefSeq names its product protein vav. Bases 1021 to 5298 code for a protein of 1425 amino acids. NCBI's taxonomy places the organism in Eukaryota, Metazoa, Arthropoda, Insecta, Diptera, Tephritidae. Gene Ontology annotation, molecular function: guanyl-nucleotide exchange factor activity; protein binding. The transcript has 18 exons. Gene Ontology annotation, biological process: cell migration; regulation of GTPase activity. The record is from RefSeq and is a predicted model, not a curated record. Gene Ontology annotation, cellular component: plasma membrane; cytoplasm.